Molecule: messenger RNA, 1722 nt
Organism: Serendipita indica DSM 11827
Lineage: Eukaryota; Fungi; Basidiomycota; Agaricomycetes; Sebacinales; Serendipitaceae
Source: the annotation of a GenBank genome assembly
AUGGACUCGCAGCCAGGAAAUCCCAAUUUUAGAUCCAACAGAGUCCCGUUGCCCAAUGAGGUUAUUGCUCUCAGAUCCCUGGUCGAUGCCGAGACAACAGCGCUCGAAACAAUCAAAACGUCCCUUACGAGGGCUCAAGACACAGUAAAUUCCGCCCAAAAGCGAGUAACAGAAGCAAAGCUCGAACUCGAGGCUGCAAUAUCUGCACUCGCAGCCUCGAGAGCAUCUGUACAGACAUUGGAGGCAUUGCUUGCACCAAUCCAAGCUUCGAUACAAGAAAAGAAGGCCGUCCUGCACCCACUACGCCGCCUCCCGCCGGAACUCUUACUCGAGAUAUUCCAGUUCCGGGUGGACCAAGACGAGUCAGAUCGCAUCGCACAGUCUGAUUUAGAUGGAGAAUGGGGUCCUUGUGAUGCUGUCCUUCGCUUGGGCGCAGUAUGUGGGCGGUGGAGGAGCGUCGUACGUGGACCUGGGGCGAGCAGCCUUUGGCAGUACUUCAACGUUAGCCUUACAAAGUACAUCACUCGGUUCAUCAAUUCUCAAGACUCGAACCCCUUCCUAGGACGGCUACAUCUAUGGGCUAUGCACUCUGGGGAUCGAUCUGUCGACGUCGCAAUCCGGGAUAUCGGAGAUGCUCUAGAUCCAGAAGGGAUCCGAGGGGCCGUAAUGUGGCGGCGGAUCCUCAUCGUCCUCGGCCCUCGAAUCCGAAAGCUGCAGACGCUCUUCACCGGCGUGAGCUCCAUUCCUCAAAUCCUCGGCCCCAAUAUGUCAGCAGACCUCAUCUCAUUGAAGCACAUUGCCGUGCACGUUCACGACACCAUCACUCCGGGAUUGGCCAAAAUUCCCCAAGGAGCAUUCCGUGAUUCCACCGGUCUGGAGACCAUCCAACUGCGCAAUGUAUGGUGGGAUCAGGAGCUCCGUCUUCCGGAUCUCAAAGUUUUUGACGUCUACAACCCUGAAUGGCGCAUCAGCCCCCGCCAAUUCCUUAGUACGCUUCGAGAGUGUCCCAACCUCCGCGAGCUCCCUAUCGAAUUCGAACACAAACCCGUGAUAAACCAGCACCGUCUCUCGACCGUCCGGUUCGAGCACCUGGAAUCGUUGCAUACGACUUGCGAGUGGAUCACGCUUGCGGGGCCAAUUCUUUGCAAGUUUAUGAUCGCACCCAAGCUGAAGAACGUCCAGCUCUAUGGUCGUGGUGACAUACAAGUCAUCACUGGAUUUCUCGAAAAUGUUGCCCCGAAUCUACAACACCUCCAUCUCGGCACACCGCAAGUACAAGGCGAUGAACCAGAGCUCGAUCUUGUGUCGGUCAUCAAGUCCGCACCUAACCUAAUCGAGUUUGCCGUCGACGGGGUAGUGCUGAAUGCCGCUUUUUUCGACGCCAUCUCGGAUGAGUCCGAGGGCGUUCUCGUCCCCAUGCUCACGUCGCUGGUGAUCAAGAACUCGACAUUUUCGGAUCCAAAUGCACUGCUCAGAAUGAUCGCAGCAAGGACACGACCUGGUCUCAACUCACACCACAGCUUUCCGCGAAGGCUCAUGGUGCUCGAGAUUCAAGGAGGAAAGGACAUGGGCAUCAAUCUCUGGCAUGAGCAAGAAAUUGACGAACUCAUGAUGCGAGAUGAUGAUACGGAGAACGAGGCAGAAGGGUCGCCACCGACAAUUCCAGAAUCUAACAUGGCCGACACAAUACCUGCCACGGAUAUGGCUAGUCAGAUAUCAUGA